Molecule: messenger RNA, 697 nt
Organism: Neolamprologus brichardi
Lineage: Eukaryota; Metazoa; Chordata; Actinopteri; Cichliformes; Cichlidae
Source: RefSeq, a predicted model, not a curated record
UUGUGUGUGUCUGUAUUUCAAUUCCCAGGUUUCUCACACACGACCAGAGGAAAUUGCUUUUAGGAUCAAACAGGAAAUGCCGGUGGGCGUCUUACAACCCGCAGCGGUAUCUGUCUAUGAAUACUAUGAACAAACACGCUGUGUGAAAUUCUACCAUCCACAGAGGGAAGCUGGAAAACUACUGCAGCUCUGUAGAGAUAACAUAUGCACAUGUGCUGAAGAGAACUGCAGUAUGCAGAAGAAGGAAAAAAUCCCCAAUGAUGACCGCCAAGCUAAGAUUUGUGAAAGUACAGAGACCAGCAAAAUAGACUUUGCUUACAAAGUACUGGUUGAAGAGGUUGUAGAAGAGUUAUCCACAGACAGUCACAAAGUCAAAGUGCUGGACCCCAUCAAAGAAGGGAGUCUUGAUGUUGGUCCACUGAAUAAACAGCGCAUAUUUCUCAGUUAUCAACACUGCAGAGAAGCUUUAAGUCUGGAACAAGGAAAAACCUACCUUAUCAUGGGCUCAGAUAAAGAUAUUCACCGAGAUGACAAAAAGAAUACAUUCGAGUACGUAAUUGGUGAGAGAACCUGGGUUGAGUAUUGGCCUACAGCAGAAGAGUGUCAGACUGACAAAUACCGGGAUACCUGCUUGGGCUUGGAGGAGAUGGUCAAUCAGUACUCACUCUUUAGAUGCAUCGGCUAGUAAAACAAAAAA